Molecule: messenger RNA, 2640 nt
Organism: Ceraceosorus guamensis
Lineage: Eukaryota; Fungi; Basidiomycota; Exobasidiomycetes; Ceraceosorales; Ceraceosoraceae
Exons: 11
Coding region: 192-2249 (685 amino acids)
Biological process (GO): regulation of DNA-templated transcription
Molecular function (GO): DNA-binding transcription factor activity
Source: RefSeq, a predicted model, not a curated record
CCCCCAUCGCGCUCGUCGCUUGCGUGCAGACUCAUUUCAGUCACACUCGGUGUGGAAGGAGCUCGGGUCACGGCGUCAUCAUCGCAACUGUCGCAUCUGGAACCUGUAUAGCUGCUUUACGGAAUCGCAGGGCACGUCAGCAAUUACGCCUCAUCUCAGUAGGCAAGUGAAACACUGGCCGUACCAACAGCAUGCCUCCGACCAAGGAGAGGAGACCGCCUUGCGACAGGUUCACAGACGCUUCAGCCACGGCCAUCUCUUCUGGCUUUGCAGCUGUCAUGGCCCUAGGUCCACAGCCAGCGGGUCCAGGAGACAAGAUCACUUCACAUCCCAGAUCGAGCGCAUCGGGAUCCCCAGACAUGUCUCCUGCUCAAGCUUCCAUCCUAUUUCCAUCCUACUGCGACCCUGCUCCGAGACCGCCCUCAACUGGCAACAGAGAUCGCUCGCGCAAUUUAGCUGAAGAGGUAGAUGGAGAAGACGACUCGGAUGCGGAUGAGGACGAAGGGCGAGAUGGCGAAGUGCAAGGCGAUGACAAGCCGAAUGGCCGCCAAAAGGUGGCUGGAAACAAGAAGCGCAAAGCGACCGGCAUAGAGGCCUCUGCGGAUGACCGCAAGGCGCAGAAUAGAAUCGCCCAGCGCGAAUUUCGCCAGCGCAAACAGCAGUACAUCCGAGCUCUCGAGGCUCGCGUGGAGCUCCUCUCUUCGGAUCACGACACCCAAGUGGACAGGCUCCGAUGGGCCCUCAGAGGCUUGCUGAGCGAGAACAACCUCUUGCGUUCCAUGCUUGGCAAUUUUGCUGGGUUCAUCGGCGAUAGCAUGCUCGGCGGCCCUCUGCAGAAAGCAGGCAUGGACCGCGCCACUCUUGAGGAGCUCAUAAGCACACGAAGCGAGAAGACGAUGACCGAACGCUGGCAGCACUGGCCUGGCGCUAAAGAGAGCGAAGCCCUAAAGCAACUGCGCUUGGACGCUAAGCUGCCACCUGAGGGUCUGCCUGAAAGCUCACGCCUGCCCAAGCCUCGAGCGGAGGAGCAACUAGACGUGACCGCCCACAAGAACGGCUCGGCGUCAAAGAAGCGCAAAGCAAGCGCUGAAUCAGCUCAAGACUCUUCUCAGAGCUCGAGGGACAAGUCUCCACCACAAGCCACCAAUCUUUCCGAUCUCUUCAGUAUGGGACCAAAGAGGGCAAUGAGCCCGGGAGGCAGCACCACGCUGCCUACGCAGCCAGUGCCAGCGGCUACGACCGCGCUUCCUUCCGCUUUGAUGACAAGUUCUGAAGAGGCUGGCUUCCACUUUUCACCCAGAGACUUUGGGUUAGGAGGCUUCUCCGCCACGUCCAGUUCAGGCACCAGCUCAUGUCUGAGCUCUUUCAAUAUGGGUGACACCGACGCGCUCUUGGCUGGUCUCUUUGGAGAAGGACCCAUCGCUUCGACGGCUGUGCAAAGUCGAUCAAUCUCUAGUCUUGCCACUGCUCCACAAGACUCGCCUUUCGGGCUCGCUGUGCUCGAUGCGCACAAGUCUGGAGACGACAGCAGGAAGCCCGAGGUUGUAUCCGCCGCCUCGUCGGAUCCUAGCCCGUUCGCAGCCUCGCUCCCGCAUGGUCACAAUUUCGACUCAGAUUUCCCUUCCGAGAGAUGGCAGUACCUCAUCCAUCGUAUGAACGCUCAGCGUAAACAGUUUGGACGACACGACUUCAUCGCAACGUUGCCAGGAGUUGACACCGAAAAAAUCAUCAAAAUAUCAGCCGCGGAUCGAGCAAGAUUGGAUGCGGCCACGUUGGUGCCGCCAGGGCGUGUGCGCUCGCCCCAGGAAAUUUCGGACGUGGCCGAAGCUGCAGUACAAAUGAUAUAUCAUCUUAACAAUUUUCAGCGGAAUCGCUCUUAUGCUCUGCCCGAGAUCAUGAGGCACUCGGUCAUCCAGCGCAAGGUUCCGCAUGACAAGCUUUUGGACGCCAUACCGUUUCCUGGAGUCCGCGACAACUUGAUUCUCAAGGAGCAUGAGUACAAUAUUGAAGAAGUCAUUAUUGGUCUGACAGAGUACACCCGAUUACAUGGCGAAGACCCGAUGUUGAUGGCAUCUUGGGAGCUCGAGCUGCCCUUCAUGAUCCAGUACCCCGAGCUGGUCGACGAGCUGUCUCUCAUCAAUACAAACAGGUGGAGAAGCACUCGCCACGAGUCUAAUAUCGAUCCCAGCUCCUUGAUAAGCUGGAAGGCGCAGAAAAGAGCCGCUAAAGGGACAGGCAGCACUUUUUGAGCGUUUGCAUUGAUUCUGAUUGCGAGGCGUGAAAGACUCUAGCCCCCUGUUUUGAUCGAUCAUUCCAUUCGAAAGGGCGAGAUCAAAAGGGCUCCGCCGUCUUGCUACUUGUAUUGUAACCGCAUUAUUGUAUCAUUUUCACGCGGCGGUAACAGUAAACGGCGCGCACGCUGAGUACAAUCGUUUGAGCUACAAGACCUUCAAGACACUCUGACUCAAGACUGCUCAACAGUCACGAGUCCACAAAGCUUAUCUACAUCAUGGCAUGCAGUGUACGAAGGUAGUCUGCUCAAACUGGACUGUCCGCACCGUACCGCCGCUGCCAGAUCGCAGAUAUGCCAAGGCCUCCCGCGACGCGCUACCCGCCAACCUGUGAGCGUGAGACGCCUGG